Messenger RNA from Loxodonta africana (African savanna elephant), 3236 nucleotides. RefSeq names its product transmembrane BAX inhibitor motif containing 6 (gene TMBIM6). Gene Ontology annotation, biological process: cellular response to unfolded protein; negative regulation of apoptotic signaling pathway; negative regulation of RNA splicing. The record is from RefSeq and is a predicted model, not a curated record. Lineage: Eukaryota; Metazoa; Chordata; Mammalia; Proboscidea; Elephantidae. Gene Ontology annotation, molecular function: enzyme binding. The coding region runs from base 333 to 1046 and encodes 237 amino acids. The transcript has 10 exons. Gene Ontology annotation, cellular component: mitochondrial membrane.
GGACAGUGGAGAGGUGGUGCAGACCCUUCACCUGCCAGAGAACUCCUUGUGCGAGAGGUUGAUCGACCGAGGUCCCAGAGCCAGCCGAGUUUGGAAGUAAGGGCGAUUGGCCUUCGAGCCACCCUGGUCUCCACUCAGUCUGAAGGGAAGUCGAUCCCUCCAUGACCCUAGCUUGACGAAAGUCUUGCUGAGUUAGAGGCCUGACAUAGUGCUCCUGAGCCCAACGAGACAACGCUAUCAAGAGUGACAGAGGUCUCCGGACUUUGGACUUUGGAUCUUGGACUUUGGACUUUGUUUGCUAGCAGAGGCUGUGUGCCACAGACUCCGGCACCAUGAACGUAUUUGAUCGGAAGAUCAACUUUGAUGCGCUCUUAAAAUUUUCCCACAUAACCCCCUCGACACAGCAGCACCUGAAGAAGGUCUAUGCCAGCUUUGCCCUCUGUAUGUUUGUGGCUGCUGCAGGGGCCUAUGUCCAUGUGGUGACUCACUUCAUUCAGGCUGGUCUGCUUUCUGCCCUGGGCUCCCUGGGAUUGAUGAUCUGGCUGAUGGCAACACCUCAUAGCCGUGAAACUGAGCAAAAAAGACUGGGACUUCUUGCAGGAUUUGCUUUCCUUACAGGAGUUGGCCUGGGCCCUGCCCUGGAGUUGUGCAUUUUCAUCAACCCCAGCAUCCUUCCCACUGCUUUCAUGGGUACAGCAAUGAUCUUCACCUCCUUCACCCUGAGUGCGCUCUAUGCCAGACGUCGUAGCUACCUCUUCCUGGGAGGUUUCUUGAUGUCAGCUAUGAGCCUGAUGGUCUUGUCUUCCCUGAGCAACCUUUUCUUUGGCUCCAUGUGGCUUUUCCAGGCAAACCUGUAUGUGGGGCUGGUGGUCAUGUGUGGCUUUGUCCUUUUUGAUACUCAACUUAUUAUUGAAAAGGCUGAAAAUGGAGAUAAGGAUUAUAUCUGGCACUGCAUUGACCUCUUCCUGGAUUUUGUUACUCUAUUCAGAAAACUCAUGAUGAUCCUGGCUAUGAAUGAGAAGGACAAGAAAAAAGAGAAGAAGUGAAAUGACCACCCAGCCUUUCCCAAUUUGUCUUCCUCUUCCACCACCCCUCAUUUCCUCUUUGCACACAUUACAGGUGGCGUGUUCUGUGAUAAUGAAAAGCAUCAGAAAAACUUUUGUACUUUGUGGUUUUCUCUAUUUUGAAUUUUUUGAUCAAAAAACUGAUUAGCAGAAUAUAGUUUGGAGUUUGGCUUCAUAUUUCUGGGGUUCUUCCCUGCUCCCUUUUCUGUCAGCCCCAUCCCUAGACUCUUGCCCUGCUCAGCCUCUUCCCCUGCUCAGGCCACCAGUCCACCAUCAUGAGGAGUGGGACCAGCAGAGGAAGCAAACUCCAGGAGUCCACUUUCCAGUCUUCACCAGGUGGACCUGAACUGUUGGUAGAGAACCACUGCGGCGGCGUUUGGUUUGUGCACAGUUCCCGUGGGGCUGGGCAGUGUGUUUUGAUUGGAAAGAAGUUUGCUGGUCCUGUUGUUCCUGGGGCUCAUUAUUAUCUGAGCUUCUGUCAACCUCUGAAAGAAAACGAAGAGCCUCUAUUGGUGGAUGCUUUGCUUCCUCUGAGCUGCCCAAGUUGCUGCUGGCCUGGCAAACACCCAUUUACGCGUUGCCGUCACAAAGAAAACGCAGAUUUGUGUGUGUUCCUUCUCCCACCCCUUGCCUGACCCUCAGGGAUUCUGCCUGCUUUCCAUCCAUGGGGUGGGAGGAUUUCAGCACAAAGGGAAGACUAAUUCUUGUCAGGCAUUUAUUAAAUGGCUGGGUAGGUAUGGCAGGGUAUAGCGUAGAAUUCCCAAAUUUCUCUUGGUCUUUAUUUUUUUUAUUUGUUCUCACCUUAGUCGCCAAAUGGCCUCUACCAGGUGACUGUGAUUAAGAGUCCCAAGAGAGGAAGGAUAGGCAGGGGAAAGGUAGAGUCCCCGGGGCUAAUUGUAACUAAUCCUGCCAGACAAACCUAAAUGAGGACCUGUUUGGGGGGGGGUUGGGGGGACAAAAUCUCUUCUACCAACUGAGUGGUUCUAUGUUCAGAUCAACCUAAUGGGGCUGUGAUGACAUGGGAGGUGACAAUUGUAACAGUCCUCCAGUACACUUUUCUGUGUCCCCCACCUGGAUGUUAAUAGGUGGCAGCAGGCCAGAGAUUUGAGGCGGUAGAUAAAUGUCCAUUUUACAGGUACACUUCAGUUUUUGGUGUGUUCACCUGUUUCCAGAAAUCUACAGCCUUCUUCCAGGCAGAUGCCAGGUGACCAAACCUGUGAGCAACCUGAGUUCCUGCAGCUUUGUGGUUGCAAGUGUGAGUGGGCAAUACUAUUGGAGCUCACCAGAUCUUUCUCUGUGUGGUGUCACAGCUGGCACAGAAGGGCAGCAUCAGGAACAGCUAUGGCUCUGGCUACUCCCAGGGCUUCAGUAAGGAGGACGGAGCCAUAAAGCUCAUUGCCAGUAGGACACCAUUUUUGGCUCUCCUUGUUCACAACCAGAGCCCUGGUGGCACAGUGAUUAAGAGUUCGGCUGCUAACCAGAAGGUCAGCAGUUCGAAUCCACUGGCCACUCCUUGGAAACCCUAUGGGGCAGUUCUACUCUGUCUUACAGGGUUGCUGUGAGUCGGAAUUGACAGCCAUGAACUUGGUUUUGCUUUUUAUUCACAACCAGUGCACAGUUUGACAUGGUGGCUAUCUGGCUCCCAGUACACCACAUCACUGCCAUCCAUCCCAUGAGUCUCUUCCCAGGCUGUGCUAUUCCUGGAGUGGCCUGCUGCCCAGAAUGGCUUACUUCUACAGAGGAUGCUGCCCUGUUGUAGCUGCUACCUCCAGCCUCUGGCCUGAGAACUUUAAAGGGACUUCCUUCUUAUUAAGCCCCCGUUAGCAACUCUCUGUAAAUUAGGUGAUUCUCUUCCAGGCCUGAGAAUCUGCAUUACAUUUCCUGAAGCCAAACUCCACCUCUUGUGCUUUUUUGCUUGGGAUGAAGGAGUUUUUCUUUAGAAACAGUGCCAAGAAUAACAAGAUAUGAAAAACUACUUUUAAGGAAAAUGCCUAACAGUUUUUAAUACAGUAAUCAUUGUAAUUACCACUUUUCUUUUCUAGUUCCUUGGUUUUCAGCUCAGGCUGCAUUCUCUAACUCAUACUGUGAAGAUAAAGGUGUUUUUGAUUCAGAAAUAUAUGAAAUCUACAUAGUCUUAAUUUGUAAAAAAUAAAAAAAAAUUCCUUAACCUUU